CGUGACAAUGACGUCACCUGGUCCACACCACGUGACCUUGACAUUGGUGUUUCUAGCGUCGCUACUGUGUCACGUGGUGCCAGUAGACUCACAGAUUCACCUUGACCCAGAUUCCCACGGUGCGUCCUUGGCCUUCGUCUUUGACAUUACGGGCUCGAUGUAUGACGACCUUGUGCAGGUCAUCAAGGGCGCCGCGGAGAUCCUACAAGACGCCCUGACGCGGCGAGAGAAACCCCUGCAGAACUACGUGCUGGUACCAUUUCAUGACCCAGUGGUCGGCCCUGUACUGGUGACGUCAGACCCUGAGCAGUUUCAGGCCGAGCUUCGUAACCUGUAUGUGCAGGGUGGGGGCGACUGCCCGGAAAUGAGCAUAACAGCCAUCAAGACGGCGCUAGAGGCCUCCCUGCCCCACUCCUUCAUCUACGUCUUCACUGACGCCAGGAGCAAGGAUUUCUACCUGACAGAGGAGGUGCUAGCAUUGAUUCAACUCAGGCAGUCACAGGUUGUUUUUGUGUUGACGGGAGAUUGCGGGGACCAACAUCACAAUGGUUACAGAGCUUACGAAGAAAUCGCUGCCACUAGCUCUGGUCAAGUGUUUUUGCUGCCAAAGUCACAAGUCAAUCAGGUACUCAGUUUUGUUAGAGUGGCAGUCCAAGCAAGAAAAGUCAAUUUACUUUCAAUAAAUGAGGAUGACGAGAAAACUCAGGAGGUUAAUCUUCCAUUAGAUACACACCUCAAAGAGGUCACCGUAUCAGUGAGUGGGGUCAAUCCUAAAAUUGUUCUAAAAGAUCCUGAAGGAAACAGAAUGACCCUAGAGAACGGACUAACUGAGCUACUAUCUUUGAAAAAUGUCUCCAUUGUGAAUAUCAAAGAUCCUGUGCCAGGAAACUGGCGACUUCGUUAUAGCAGUGAGGGAGGUCAUACAGUUAGGGUUACAGGCCUAAGCAGCGCAGACUUUGUCACAGGUUUUUCAAAGUACCCAACCAAAGACUUAACUCAGACUAACCUCAGGCCUAUACAAGGGAUCCCAACUCAUGUUUUGAUUAAUUCUACCGGUAUCAAAUUUCCUUCUGUUUUGACUGACCUUGAACUUGUUGAUCUCAGAGGCAACACCAUUGUGAAAUACCCAUUGUCUCAAGACUCAAAUGUUGAAUCUUUAUAUAAUGUUACAUCAUUUGUACCCCCUGAUCAGUACUUCUAUGUCAAGGUUACAGGUACUGAUGAUUUUGGCUAUGUUAUGCAAAGAACCACACCGACUGCCUUAAGCCCACUGGCGGCUAAGGCACCCAGUGUUUUUAUGCCAGAAACUACUCAUGGAUUUUUUAACACAACAACCAUAGUUACAUGCAGAGUUGUCAGCCCUAUAUCAUAUACUGUGCAAUGGUGGUAUCAAGGGAAGCAACAAGGCUAUGAUCUCUUCUUUGAUGACCCUGCCAACGCAACACUAGAAAUUCAAAGAGCAAGCAGCCUUGUAGAAGGAGAUUACUACUGCAAUGCCACCAACUCUGCUGGCUCACAAGUUACAUCGACAUACUUAGACAUAAGUGAUCCCCCUCCUGUAAUAAUCCCCCCACAGAAUGUCUCAGUUUUACCAGGAGAAGUUGCCACGCUGUAUUGCAAUGUUAUUAGCUCAGUCCCAUAUAAUUUGACAUGGAGGAGGAAUGGCUACCCAGAGAAGAACAUCCUUGAUCCACGGAUACGCCACUAUAACAAUGACACUCUUGUUAUUUUUAAUGUUGGUGAACAAGAUGAAGGAAGCUACAGUUGUAUGGCAGUAAAUGAGGGUGGUUUCACUACAGAGAAGGUCUUCCUCAGACUUAAAGUUCCACCUGUGGCUGACAUCUCCCCCAGAGAGCAGACCUACACUACAGGAGCAACACGCAACAUUACCUGCACAGCUACUGGAUUUCCUGAACCUACCUUUCAGUGGCUUCAAAAUGGUGACCCAUUUCCAACUGGUGGCCGUGUGCUGAUAGAUGGAGGUUUUAUUUCCUUCCAAAAUCUUAAAGCAUCUGAUGAGGGGACGUAUGACUGUCUGGCCUCAAACUCUGCUGGCUCUAGUCUUAUGCGCACAAGAUUGACUUACAUAGAGGCUCCACGCAUCAGAGAGUUUGAUAAAAAGCUUUUGGUUGCCGUGGGGGAUGAUGCUCGUCUGUACUGUUUGGCUGAGGGUAUCCCACUACCUAACACAACCUGGUACAGAGCAGAUAGGAUGCUCCAGUCUGUCUAUAAUGUGGAUGUGACCAAAGCUGGACAACUCCUGAUAACCAAUGUCCUGGAGUCAGAUGCUGGUCAAUACAGAUGUCUUGUUCAGAAUGAAGCAGGUUCAGACUCAGCUGAGCUCACUCUAGAAGUUGGAUCACCACCAGAAAUUGUUCAGCCACCUGAAAAUACUGGCAUUGACAUAGAGAACAAUGGCUCUCUUCCUUGUCAUGCCACUGGCAGGCCAGCACCUAAGAUCAGCUGGAGAAGAGGGGAUGGCAGGCCCAUUGAUCUAGGUGGUAGAUUCAGACAGCAGCUCUCUGGUAGUCUUGAUGUCUUUAAUGUUCAGCAAGGAGAUGAGGGGGUCUUCACUUGUGUGGCACAAAAUUCUUUUGGCACCGUUGAAUCUGCAGCCUUUGUCAGCGUUACUGGAAUAGUACGCCCUCUGAUUGAAUAUACCAAUCCGUAUGUGAAGGUGAUAGAGGGAGAGACAGCUGAGCUGGAGUGUAACAUUUUAGUUGGAAAACCUAAGCCUAAGCUUGCUUGGCUCCGUAAUGGGAAGCUAGUGCGAGAAACAGACAGGUUGCACAUGCAGGAUGGCAAUAAAAUAAUCAUCACCAAUGCCAUGGAGGAGGAUGAUGGAGACUAUGUGUGUGUGGCCAGUAAUAUUGGAGGAAAUGAGACUUAUAAUGUCAAUUUGGACGUUUUAGUGCCACCAAAACUUCAACAAGAGAUUGAUUUGGAUUUCCAGACCAACUUUUCUGUAACUCAGGGCCAGGGCAUCACUCUACCAUGCAGUGUAACAGCUGAUCCACCCGCAUCUAUCACUUGGUUCAAAAGUGGAAGUAAAAUAGAGUUCACUGAUGUACGUUAUUUAAUCAGAAGCGAUGGUGCUUUGGAGAUUUUUGGUGCUGAGGUUUCUGAUGCUGGCCAGUUUAGAUGUGUAGCUUCAAACAGUGCAGGGAAAGUAGACAAAGAUGUGACUCUCUUUGUUGAAGUUCCACCUGCCAUAGCGGGUGAGUAUGAAGAAACAAUUGAGGUGAUUGUUGGAGAAUCUGUGCUACUACCUUGUGAGGUGACAGGAAGUCCACAGCCAUCCGUGUCGUGGAACCAGAAUUUCCUGCCGCUAGUCCCAGACUCUCCAAGGAUGGAAGUACAGGCCAGUGGGCUGUACAUCUCAGAGACCCAAUCUUCAGACAAAGCCUUCUAUGAGUGUGUGGCCACCAAUGUUGCAGGGGAGCGCUCUAAGAUCUUUUCACUUGCCGUCUAUAUUCCACCCACAAUAGAAGCAGGGCCAACAGAUGUUACAGUGCUGUAUGGUCAAUCUGCUGUGCUGGAGUGUGAAUCCUCUGGUGACCCCCAGCCUGCUGUGCUAUGGAAGAAGGACGGUGUUGUCCUGGAUGCUGAUGAUGUAGAUAGAGGCUACUUUAUGUCACCCAGAGGCUCAUUGACCAUUAGCUCAGCUGAGCUCACUGACAGUGGCGACUACACGUGUACAGCUACAAAUCCUGCUGGUGUUAUCUCUAGAGGCAUUUACCUUACAGUCCACGGUGCUCCAGAAAUUCAAGGACUUUACACAGAAUAUAAUGAAGUGGUUGAAAAGAAUCCAGUUAUUCUCUUUUGUCCUGCUGUUGGCACACCAAAGCCUACAAUUACUUGGUAUAAAGAUAAUGUUCCCAUUUCCCAUGAAGAAGCUGGUACCACUCAGCUUGAAGAUGGCUCCCUGGAAAUUGACAACACUAAAGCCGGAGACUCAGGAAAAUAUGAAUGUGUGGCUGAAAAUGUUGCUGGCAUUGCCAACAGGAACUUUGAAUUGAAAAUUUUAGUCCCUCCAAAGUUAACUGGUGCUGGUGGAUCGGGUCUUCCUGAAAGGUCAAAGGCGACAGUUCAAAGAAAUGUCACCCUGCUAUGUCCUGUGUCAGAUGAAACAGACCCUCCUCCAGUGAUCACAUGGUUCAAGGACAAUAAAGAGCUAAAAAUAGAUGAGAGGAUGACUUUAGCUAACCAUGGGAAGUUGCUGACCAUUUACCAAGUGGCAAUAGGGGAUGAAGCUCGUUAUCAUUGUAUGGCCACUAAUGUAGCAGGAACAGUCAAGAAGGACUUUAACCUGGAAGUUGAUGUACCUCCAAGUGUAGAUGAGUCAGGACUGUCCCCUGCUAAUCAAAGUGUCAUCUCUGGGCAAACAUUGUACAUCAAUUGCCCUAUCCAAGGGAAGCCACCUCCACAGGUCAGGUGGCUAAAAGAUGGAGAGCCUUUAUCUCUAGAUGCAAGCAUCAGGUUACAUGGGGAAGGUCGAAGGUUAGAACUCUUCAAUGCUCAAGUCACAGAUAAAGGUCGCUAUGUCUGUAUUGGAGAAAAUAUAGCAGGGCAGACUACCAGAGAUUUUGUUGUUGAUGUUUUUAUACCCCCAAAAGUUGAUAGGGCUGGGUUUCCUGAGGAUCUUGAGGUCAUUGAAGGAAGCAGUGUUAAACUUACCUGCCCAGCAUCUGGCAUUCCUCUACCCAAAAUAACAUGGUUUAAACAGGAGCAGCAUAUCAAGGCUAACUCUUCCAAGUUGACACUUUUGGAUUCUGGAUGGACACUUGAAAUUAAUGACGCCAAUGUUACAGAUGCCUCCAGAUAUUACUGCAGAGCUGAAAAUGUAGCAGGGCAGUCAGAGAAAGUUUUUGAUAUUGAUGUUUUAUUGCGUCCAACCAUAAACAGAGACAAUAUUGACUUGAAGCCAGAGGCCUCUGUAAACAACUCAAUUGCUUUCAACUGUCUUGCCACUGGAAAUCCUUCCCCUGAAAUCCUCUGGUAUAGAAAUGGUGUUUUGCUUGAUGCAUCCAUCCAUCCUCGCCAUGAGAUAGUAGCUGGUGGCAGGCAGCUUCGUCUUUACUCUGUACAAGUAAAAGACACGGGUCGUUACACAUGCUCUGCCAAAAACAGAGCUGGGAAAGAGGAAAUUGACUUUGAUUUCUUUGUCACAGUCCCUCCCAGAAUCAAUCGCCAAGGAAUUAAUUUCCACCAAAGAGUUCUUGUCAACAGCAGCAUUACACUGCCUUGCCCAGUCUCUGGUAUUCCCCCACCUACAAUCAACUGGUUGAAGGACAACCAACCAGUAGAGGAGAAAGCAGGAAUAGUUGAGAGGAGAUCAAAUGGCACAGAACUAGUCAUACUGCAAGCCAGUCUUGUGGACACUGGGCGCUACAGAUGUGAAGUCUUCAACCAAGCAGGAGAAGACAGCAUCAGUUUAAAUCUCAAUGUGCAGGUUCCAGCAAAUAUUCCAGUGGAUGGAAUCAACCCAGAAAUAGUUGUAGUUGAAAAUGAAACAAUCACAUUAGAGUGUCCAGCCCAGGGUGUACCAGAACCCUCCAUUGUGUGGUACCUGAACAGUCAGCCUCUAGACCCAGACUCCUUGCCCCACCUGAGCAGCACUGACUCGGGCAAGAGGCUGGUCAUCUCAAACAGUCACGUCUCAGAUGCUGGCAUCUAUUUGUGUAUUGCCUCCAAUCAGGCUGGUGAUGCUGAGCUGACUUACAAUGUUGAAGUCUGGGUUCCCCCUGUGAUUGACCACACAGCUCUGGAUACUAAACCUCGGUUCCUAUUGGGUCACACCAUUUCUAUCAACUGCCCUGUUACUGGCAUACCAUUUCCAACUAUAACCUGGCUGAAAGAUGGACAAGAAAUUCCUGACCAGCCCCGUAUUCAGAUAGUUAGCAAUGGUCUCCAACUGCGUAUAGCCCCCAGUGAGGAGGGAGAUACUGGCAUGUAUUCAUGUGUUGCUAUGAGCCCUGCUGGGGUUGACAAAGCAGAUUUUGACCUAGCUGUUCAGCUUCCCCCAUCAAUUGAUGAAUCCAAUGUGGUUUACGAUCGUAAAGUAAAUGUAGACAGAAAAGUUCAACUGGAGUGUCCAGUUCAUGGUAUCCCCAUUCCCACAGUGGAAUGGAUGGUCAAUGGAGCUCCAGCCCAAAACUUGGAUCAUCUUGUGUUUCUCAAUAAUAACAGAAUCCUUGAAAUUGAUAAAGUUAGUGUAGGGGACACUGCUUCUUAUACCUGCAUAGCCACAAAUGAAGCUGGGCAAAUUGAAAGAAUAUUUAACUUAGAAGUCUUAAUUCCUCCCAGUAUUGAGCGUAAAUCUGUUGAGAAGAGCCUAAGUGUGGUACAAAACAGCACUGUUAGACUGCACUGCCCAGCCACAGGAGUACCAGAGCCAGACAUCUUGUGGAUGAAAGACAAACAACCCAUUUUAGACUUCCCAUACAUUGAUAUGCGAGUGUUGAAUGAUGGCCAGACCCUAGAACUCAGCAAUGCCCAGCUUGAAGAUGCUGGUAACUACAGCUGUAGGGCAAUAAACCCUGCUGGAGUGGAUGACAUGGAUCUUACUCUUCAAGUUUUUAUUCCUCCUCUGAUUGGCAAGCCAACUCCAGAUAGACUCCAUGUACAUCAAGGUCAAUCUAUAUCUAUGAGAUGUGCAGUCAUAGGCAAUCCUGAGCCAACAAUUUUAUGGUUUAAAGAUGGAGCUGUUAUACUUGAGGAAGAGAAUGGACGCAAGCAGAUUUUAGACCACUCCAUGACCCUACAAAUAGUGGAUGUCCAGCCACUGGACAGAGCCAGGUACACCUGCCAUGCUGAGAACCAGGCUGGAUUUGCAGAAAAAUAUUUUGACCUGGAAGUUUAUGAACCUGCAAGAAUUAAUGGUUCUGGCAAGAGAGUGGAGAUGCCAGUCAUCUUAGACCAGGAGGUUGUACUCAACUGUCCAGCCGAAGGGGUGCCUACACCAAGCAUCACUUGGUACAGAAAAAAUGUCCUCAUUCCUGCUUAUGGCAUGGCCAACAUUCGAAUUCAGGAGACAGGCAAGCAGUUGGUGAUCUUAUCAGCCCAGCUGUUAGACUUUGGAGAUUAUUCCUGCUACGCUAGAAAUGAUGCAGGAGAUGACAGACUACAGUUUAUUGUAUCUAUUAUGGUUCCACCAGAGAUAGAGGAAGGCCAAACUGAAGUAGCUGAAAGUGUUAACUCCAGAGCCAUUUUACCAUGUGAAACAAGUGGUCAGCCACCUCCCACAGUCACCUGGACCAAAAAUGAUCAACCCUUCCCUGCAACUGGACUUCGCCACAGAGUACUGCCCUCAGGUUCUCUAGAAUUUAUGAUAGUCCGCCUGGAAGAUGAUGGUGUUUAUACCUGCAAUGCCAGUAAUGCUGCGGGCAGCGCUCACAGAUCUGUCCAGCUCUAUGUUAGAAUUCCUGCCAAGAUUGUAAGUCGAGGCCAACCAACAGUAAGGGCAUCAGAGGGAGAGGCUGUCAUAUUAAGUUGUCAAGUGGAAGGUUUACCAACUCCCAACUUACAGUGGCUGAAAAACAGAAUACUUCUGAGUCCAGACAGACGUAUAACGCUGAUGUCCAAUGGAUCUCUGUACAUAUCCGUACUGGACAGGAAGGAUGCUGGUGUGUACACUUGUCUGGCUGAAAAUAAUGCUGGCAGUGAUGCUAAAGACAUACGUCUUAGGGUACAAGAGCCCCCAGAGCUGCUUGUUGGACAAACUGAGUUCACUGUGCUACAGAAUAGAACAAUAGUCCUGCCAUGCCAGGCUAAUGGCCGACCUAAGCCAAAAAUUACUUGGGAAAAAGAUGGACAGGAUAUCACCCUAUCAACCAGUCAUAGACGUGGCUCAGGCAGGGUGCACUACAUCACUCUUCAGAAUGGAAAUUUAGCUAUUCCACACUCAAGAGCUGAAGAUGUCGGUACAUACACGUGUACAGCAGAAAACAGUGCUGGGCGAAGAAGUCAAACCCUUAAGCUCUAUGUUCAUGUGCCACCUAUGAUAGAGUCAACAAAUCGCCAGUUUACAGUUUCUGUUGGAUCCAACGUUGCCUUGCCUUGUAAGACUACUGGUAUCCCCACACCUACUAUUAACUGGACUAAGGACAGACGUAGAAUAGAUUUCAGGAGCCCCAAGUUUAAAGUUGAACAAGAUGGACGUUUAUUUAUAAGCAACAUAAGUGCUGAGGACACUGGUGACUAUGUUUGCACAGCAGAGAAUAGUGCAGGAACAGAUUCACAGAGCCGGCUUGUUAGGGUUCAGGUUCCACCUGUGUUUAUCAAUGUACCUAGAGAUAGAGAGCUGACUGUCAACAGUCGUUUCCAAAUGUCAUGCUCAGCAAAAGGUUCACCCACUCCGUCUAUUACUUGGAAGUUGAAUGGGAAGACAUUGGCAGCUCCUGCCAGUGUGAAUGGGGCCAGCACCAUAACAGUGAGAAAUGCUAUGAAGGAAGAUGCUGGAGAGUAUACCUGUAUAGCUGCUAACCCUGCUGGUCAGCUCAUCACUGCCAGCGCUAGAGUCAUCAUUAAAGUCCCACCUCGUGUGAUUGUACCACCACUUGACUGGGCUGUGAAGAUUGCUGAGAAAGUGGUUCUGGACUGCUCUGUUGGGGGUGACCCUGCUCCUGAAAUUGUCUGGACCAAAAAUAGCCGACCUGUUGAGCUGGGAGAUAGAAUCCAGCAACUGGAGAAUGGCUCUCUCAUUAUUUAUGAUGCUACAGCGUCAGAUGCUGGCAAAUAUAAAUGUAUUGCUGUAAAUGAUGCUGGGACAUCAGAGGCACAGUCUGUUGUAACUGUCAAAUCGGAACCAAAAUUUAAAAUUGAGCCCAGCAAUGCUGUAGUUGAGGUAGGGGAGACCACCUUGUUUGACUGUACAGCUGAGGGUGUGCCAGCUCCCUCCAUGUUUUGGUGGAAGGAAAAGGUUGCCAUAGUGACAGGAGGGAGGAUUUCAGUCCUGGCAAACAACACCUUAAGGAUUGUGGCCACCCAGCAGUCUGAUGGUGGCCUGUACAGAUGUUUUGCAAGUAACCCACUGGGCAAGACAUUUGUGGAGACCUACCUUAAUGUGGUAGUCCAUGGAGAAUAUUCCUCCUGGGGUCCGUGGGGCCAUUGUAGUGCCAGCUGUGGCAGAGGUGAGCACUCAAGGGUCAGGAGCUGUGACAACCCAAGGCCAGAGAAUGGUGGCAGGAACUGUGUGGGGCCCAGUGUUGAAGUCUCCAGCUGUAUGAUAGAAGCAUGCCCAGUCCAUGGCAACUGGGGAGCCUGGAACUUGUGGUCAGAGUGCAGCCUAACAUGUGGAGGUGGCCAUCGGAGAAGAAUACGAGCUUGUAACAACCCAGCUCCCAGUGGCAGUGGUCAGCCUUGUAUGGGCAGCGCUGAGGAAACAGAGAAUUGCAAUAGCCAACAAUGUCCAGUUGAUGGCAAAUUUUCUGACUGGUCAGACUGGUCAGUGUGCUCUGUAACCUGUGGUCAAGGCACUCAAGUCAGAUCUAGAAAUUGCAUUCAACCUUCCAAUGGUGGCAGGAGAUGUUGGGGUGAUACUAAUGAAGUCAUGGAGUGUAGCCUGCCUCCCUGCUCUAAAAUUCCUCUGAGAGGUAAAGGCUAUGUACUAGGCAUCAUCAACAAUGUGGAUAUAGCAGACACAACUAUUACAGCAGAGAUCAUUCCAAGAGAGAGUGGCAGCACUAGAGUACAAGCUUCAAUUACAGCCAUUCCACCUGAUGCAGUUGACUCCAUGCAGCACCUAAUAUCUCUGUUGACACCUGUCUACUGGACAACAGCACAAGAGAUUAAAGGAGCAGCCAAUGGUUACACUCUAACUGAAGGAAAAUUUAGUCGAGAAGUGCAGGUGGAGUUUGCUACUGGUGAAAUUCUGAAGAUGUCCCAUUAUGCCAAUGGGGUGGACAGUGAUGGAAUCCUGCAGUUUGACAUCAUCAUCAGAGGAGAAGUGCCAGACCUAGGAACUGUUAGUAAAGUACAUCUUGCCCCUUAUCAAGAGGAAUACAUUCAAACUGGCCCAGGCACCAUCUACGCCCACUCUUCCCGUUUGUUCAGUGCUGAUGGAUUCACUCUGCCCUAUGCAUGGAAUCACACCAUCACUUAUGAGUCAUCAGGCCAAAUGCCAUACCUGGUCCAGGUGUUAAGUACAAAAGAUCUGCAGGUGGAGGCCAUACCUGAAGAGCAAACAAUAAAUUUUGUUCUAGAUGCAUCCAUUGCUCCAGGUAACCCCAGCAAUAGAUGUCCCUCAGGGUUUCAGCACGAUCCACACGAAUCAUUUUGUAGAGAUGAUGAUGAAUGUGCAGUGUCAAGUCCAUGUAGCCACAGCUGUCACAACACACCAGGCAGCUACUCUUGUUCUUGUCCCCCUGGUUUCUUGCUGACUUCAGAUGCUCACACUUGUCAAGAUAUAAAUGAAUGCGCUCAAGCAUCAACAGACUGUGGGCCUAGCAUGGAAUGUAUAAAUACCCCUGGUUCAUUUAGGUGUGUCAAUGCCUGCUCUGGAGGGUUCAUGCCAGAAGAAAAUGGUGACAGGUGCAUUGAUAUCAAUGAAUGUGAUUCUGUCCCUGAAGUAUGUGAACACACAUGUGAAAAUCUGGUGGGUGGCCACAGAUGUUCCUGUCUGCCAGGGUACAGGCUGGCAGAAAAGGGAAGAUGUAUCGAUGUGGAUGAAUGUGAAGAGGGCAGCUCAGCAUGUUCCCACCGAUGUACAAAUACUCAAGGCAGUUUUGUUUGCUCAUGUCCAGCUGGCUACAAGUUACUCAAUGGUCGAGUGUGUAGAGAUAUCAAUGAGUGUGUAGAAGUGAGAAACAGCUGCAAGCCACAAGAAGAGUGUGUCAACAGUGAUGGCAGCUUCAGUUGUAUCAGGUCUUGUCCUGCUGGGUACAGGCGCACAGCUUCUGGCCAAUGUCAAGACAUUGAUGAGUGCAGGUCACAAAACAGCUGCUACUACAACCAGAGGUGUGUCAACACAGAGGGCUCCUACAGGUGUGAGUGUCCUGAGGGGUUCAAGUUUCGCGGCAUUGGCCUUAGCUGUCUUGAUGUGGAUGAGUGUGUUGAGAAUCCUCGCGUCUGCAGUUAUAUCUGUCGCAAUACUUGGGGCAGCUAUGAAUGUUUGUGUCCACCUGGACAAACUCAGCUUGCAGACAGGAAAUCUUGUGCUGGUCUGGAGUUUCUUGAGCCAGGUCGGGUCCUCCCAGCAGAGCAGUCGAACAUUGAUGAUUUAAUUUCUGAGCAAAAAAUUCACACUCCCAGAGAAGGUUUCAGACACUCUGGGACCCUAGCACUAACCUCAGAGACCAGAGACAGAAAUAGAAAACUGAUCAGAAGACGUCCUGUGGUUAAAGAGAGUGGCCCUGUUCUCAUCUCUGAAGACAGAAGAAAUGAAGGCUUUUCUGCUCUAGAGAGAAGAGACCAAGACACUGAAUACUACAGAGCUCAGCCCAAACUAACCACUCCGAGUAAUGAGAAAUAUUACCUUCCAACACCUCGCCCUAAGCGCUGGAAGUCCAGGUUUCGCAGAAGUCUUGAUCUUUGCCAAGAAGGGUACACACAAGACCCUCUGAACAAGUCACAGUGCAUAGAUCUUGAUGAAUGUGCAGAAGGGAGGUCACUGUGUCAGCACAACUGUACAAAUACAAGGGGAAGCUACAAAUGUUCCUGUCCACAAGGGUACAUGCUUGACUCUGAUGGUUAUUCCUGUAAAGAUGUCAAUGAGUGUGUUAGAGAUGAAAUAGACUGUGGGCCUGAGAAAAUGUGUUUCAACCAAAGAGGAUCCUACACCUGUAUAGAUAUACCUUGUCCACCCGAUUAUGCAAGGGACCCAACUACCAAAUUCUGUGUGUUAGAGUGUGUCAACCCAACCAUCCCCUGUCCUCCUGGAGCUAAAUAUGCAGAUAUCAUAGAGUUUAAAACUUUAGCUCUUCCUGGGGGAAGUCAAGCAAGACAGGAUUUGAUUAGGUUGACAGCAUACAAUCAGCAUGACCAAUACCUGCCUCAGACAAUGUUCACCAUCCUAAAGAAUGACCCCCACCUAGAGUUCUCCAUCAAGACAGAUGAGGGUCGAGGUAUUGUAUACACCAUGGAGCCUCUACAAGACAGUUCUACUUAUAGAAUAAUGGUCCGGGCAAAAUCAUAUGACAACUACAGACGUCAUAUACAGUAUCAAACUACAUUUAUUAUACAUAUUUCAGUUUCAGCUUAUCCUUACUAAGUUUUUUUAUUGUACAUCAAUUUGUAAAUGUCAUCAACUGAUUUGGUACAUGUUUUAUAUAAUGUAUAUAUGAAAUGUAGCUAGCAAGAUUUGAAAGAACUGAAUGAUAUGAAAGAUGAUCGGCUGAACGAAGGGUGCUUAGCUGUGUAGCCUUUGUAGAAUGUACACCACUUGAACAUCUACAUUAAUUUUUUAGUCAUUUUUUGUGGGACAACAUUAAUUAUACUAUACAUAGACAAUGACAUCAACUUAAUUUUUUACAAAAAUAAAGUGCUAUGAUGUAUUGUAAAUAAUCAAAUCACGAAACAUUGUUAAUUUUUUUUAAUCACUUUCACCAGACGAAUACAUCUU
Messenger RNA from Physella acuta, 12559 nucleotides. RefSeq names its product hemicentin-1. Gene Ontology annotation, biological process: synapse organization; homophilic cell-cell adhesion. NCBI's taxonomy places the organism in Eukaryota, Metazoa, Mollusca, Gastropoda, Physidae. Gene Ontology annotation, molecular function: axon guidance receptor activity; calcium ion binding. The record is from RefSeq and is a predicted model, not a curated record. Gene Ontology annotation, cellular component: neuronal cell body; axon; plasma membrane.